Messenger RNA from Rotaria sordida, 549 nucleotides. The record is from the annotation of a GenBank genome assembly. Lineage: Eukaryota; Metazoa; Rotifera; Eurotatoria; Philodinida; Philodinidae.
AUGAACGUUGAUAUUCUCGCUGUUUGUUGUACACAUUCAGUUGAUAGACUUAAAAUUCAAUUACAAACUCAACAAAAAGCUGAAUAUAGCUUUAUUUAUGCACUGACUGAUCUUGAUAAUAUUCGUAUCCAAAAUGAUUGUAAACAACCAAAGGAAAAACGAAGAAAUUGUAAACAUGCUAUUGAUGAUAUUGCGCAAAUAUGUCGAGAAGAAAGUGCAUCAAUAGCUGUUAUUCGACUAGCUCUUGUUACAAUAGAACAAAUAGCUUUUUUUUAUGAACAAGUUAAAGAAAUAUUAUUAGCUAAUAGCUAUUUUGAAGAUAAUAUGAUUACUCAUUUUAGUUCAAGCUUUCCUGCUGAUUAUGAACAUUCAUAUCAAGAAAAAUGGCGUAUAGUUUCACCUCGUAAAAUAUUACCAAUGAUUUUACUUAAUAAAUCAUUAUUAUCAACAAUUGAUUCAGUCAUCAAUAUUGAUUUAUUAAGAACAACUGCAGUUGGUUCAACAAUUUUACAUUUUGGAAUAAAUAAUAGAUUUAAUAUUACACAAUGA